Phlebotomus argentipes is the source of this 3587-nucleotide messenger RNA. RefSeq names its product trafficking protein particle complex subunit 10 (gene SIDL). Bases 97 to 3570 code for a protein of 1157 amino acids. Gene Ontology annotation, cellular component: TRAPPII protein complex. The transcript has 4 exons. NCBI's taxonomy places the organism in Eukaryota, Metazoa, Arthropoda, Insecta, Diptera, Psychodidae. The record is from RefSeq and is a predicted model, not a curated record. Gene Ontology annotation, biological process: intra-Golgi vesicle-mediated transport; early endosome to Golgi transport.
CAGGCCUAUUGACAUGCUGUGAGUUUGUGACGUACACAAAACCCAGAAAAUUGUGUUUUCAUUCUCCGUUUUUGCGUAUUUCUUGUGGAAAACAGCAUGAGCGAGGGUGGAAAACUGGAUGUUGCCGAUCGGAUGGACACACUGAGCAGAAAUCGGCAGUCGUACAUUGGGAAAAUCCACUCUCAAAAGCCCAUAAUAACUUACGCCGGCGAUGUGCCCCUUUUCCGCUCCCUGGAGAGUAACAUAGUCUCUGCAGUGCCGAAUGACACUUGUGAGUGGCGACGGCCGUAUGGGCGCCCCAUUAAGAAUGUGCGAAUGGAGGCGUCUUUCCGGCAGUUCGAGACAGACUCUCUGGACAAAUUCAAGAAGGGCGAGUGGAGCAUCCUUGAGCACCCAGUGCUACACAUCUUCGUCACAGAAUGCAAUGACAUCGAGAUCUACAAGUCCACUGUAAAGGAGGAGAUCGAUCUGUGGCUAAAAGCCCUGCAGAGCUACGGAAUAACGGACUGGAUGAUCCUCAUUGUGGAGACGCUGGACAUGAAGAAGACGAAGAACAUCCUUCCGCGCACGACAGUGCUGGACAAGGUGCGGAUAGACUUCGGCUCCAAGGCGGGCGAUCGCUGCAUAUCCGUUCUCAACCCCAUCAAGUACGAAAUGAAAGCCACGGAGUCAUUUCGAUGUCUUCUGCAGCGAAUUCGACACUUUAUGCUCGCUGGCUACAAUCGCAACAUCACGAAGUACGAGGAGUUAAUCAGGGCGAAUCGCGAGAAGCGCAAUCACGAGGGCUGGAGCUUCAUCCGGUACUUUCUGCUGCAGGAAGAGCUGGCAUUCGUCCUGGAAAUGCUGGGUCUCUUCUCAGAAGCCCUCAUUCAGUAUGACGAGUUGGACGCUCUCUUUUCGCAGUUCGUGUUGAACUCGAUGUUUGGGGAGAAGCAAACGUGGCUGAAGACGUUCGAGAAGUCCAUCAACGCCUUUCAGGGCAUCUCAAUCAACCGGAAGAAGAUGAUGGCUGUGCGGAAGAAGAUCGAGAGCAACACAGCAACUCUUCUGGACUUUCGAGGCUACUUAUUCGAGCGCCAGUGCGUUCUGCUGCAAGCUGCCGGGAAGCCGUGGGAGAUUGCCAGCAGACUUCUGCCCUUCCUCUUCAGCACGAUCCGAGAGGUCGACGCCCUCAAGCUGGAGACACUCGAGGGCUCAAUGGCGUGCUGGGAAUUCGUCUGCGCACUCGAAGUGCUGAAGAUCUACGAUGAGGCAAAUGACACGAGCGACAUGACAAAGUGCUUCCAGUUCUGCGCACCGAUCUGGGACUUAGCCAAGGAUAAACUGUACGAAUUGGGCAAACUCUGUGGCCUCUUGCCCGGAUGCAUUCCAUCUUCUGAGCAACUGCACACUGUUGUGCUUCUCUCGGCGGGAAUCGGCGACACUGAGGAGGAGGAGAUUUCGAAAGACGUCCAGUCCUCGCCGAAUAGCUCCAGAGAUAGGAAGAGUCACUCUCCCAGUCGACAGCCGAAGAAGCCGCCGACGGACAAGCUGAAAGAGGCUCUCGGAUCGAAUGAGGCUUUCCAAAAGCUCUACCUGGAGCUCAGUGAGCUAGCCAUUUCCACAUAUAAGCACAUAUCCCGGCUGAGAUCGGCCAGACUCGUCGGUUUGGACCUGGGUAACUUCUACUGCACGCUCAAUGAGCCCAACAAGGCGGUGAUCUUUUUCAUCGAUCUACUGCGCGAGCUCAAGUCGGAGAACUGGAAUUACUUGGUGAGUCAGACUCUCCUCGAGCUGGCCAGCUGCUAUCGAAAGAUGGAAGACACGACGAGCUACACGAAAGUGUGUGCCUCCAUCUCUUGCUGUCUUGAUCUGGAGGCUCUCGUGAGGACUUUCUACUUCGACGAGUUCCUUAAAUCUCUCAAGAUGAUCGUCGUGACGGAGGAGAACAAGAACAAUUCCUGCGUGGCGCUUCUGGAUGAUCACUUCAAGGUGGCGGACAUAAAACUCAUCAACGAAUCUCCCAUUAUACAAGACAAUUUCAUAGUAGUGCAGCUGAAGAUGCACAGUCACUUUCCCAAAGAAGUGUUCUGCAGCAAAAUCUCCCUGUCCUUCGAUCUGGAAGGGAAAGUGGCAGGACCUCAAGUGACUGUGGCACAGACAGUGGGAUUGGGCGUGAAACUGCCCAUGAGGCUCCAUCUGGACUACAAGCAGGACGGCACUUUGGAGAUCGCCUCAGUGGUGUGUGAGCCCAAGGGAAAACAGCCACUAAGAAGAUCUAGCAGUACGAGGAGGAAAAUUUCCGCAACGACGCGAAAAGACUUUACCAACUGUGUUUCGGCGGAGCAAAUAACUUUGCAACCCGGACUGAAUGUGAUCGAAUUGAGGGCUAAAGCCACUCGAAUCGGGAUGUGGAUGUUCGAACAAUUAUCUAUUCAACUCGAUCCGCUGGACUUCCUGUCAGAGAAACUCCCCGUCAAGUUGAAUCCCUUCGAAGUGUCCACAAAGCCGGCUUCUGCUGUUCUGCACUUCACAAAUCUGAUCGCCGGCAUCGAACAACCGAUAAAGUUGAUAAUCUCGGCGGGCAGUUUUGUCUUUCCUGCUGAAGCCUCGAUCACGCUUAAGUGCUCGCGAUCGCUAAAGCUGAGAAUCGCCGAUGCGGAGACGAAGGACUUUCAAAAAGAGCUCGUGAUUAUGUUGAAAAAUGUGAAACAAUUCGAGGAGAGGACAAUUCCACUCGAGGGCAUUUGCGACCUGCCUGGGCGGCGCGAUGACAAGCCUUUGGAGCACAAAGUGACUCUACAGUGUCCGUGGUCGCGCAGUGACAUCCCGAUUUCGCUCUACUUCGUGCCCGCCGUCAUUGCUUCCUGUCGUCUCCACUCCACCGGCACCAGGAAGUUCCUGCAAGUGGUCAUCAAGGGCAUCUAUGAUGGCAACUUGGUGCUCUCUUCUGCGCAGAUGAAGUGCUCAUCGACUGGAGUCGAGAUUGUAGAUGUGAAUCCAAAAUCACAGAGUGAAACUAAAAUCUACAAAAAUCUUGGCGUGUCGUAUUUAUUUGAGAUUCAGAUUGAGCCACUGAAGAAAGAUCAGGAAGCACCACUGAUUCAAGUCGGAUUCAGCGUGCAGUACGCGAAAAAAGACGCUAAAGAUGAGAAGAGAAAUUACUCAUGCACAUUCGAUGUCACUGAUUACGCAACUCUCUUCAAGAUCCAAGCUAAGGUUGAACCUCUAGAGCUGUGUCGAGUGAAUUCCGUGUGCAUGCUGAAUCUGAAGAUCACGAAGCUUCAGGAGAAUCCAUUCACUGAUUUGAUGUACGAAGUGUACGCAGAUCAGAACAUGUGGGCCGUUUGCGGAAGAAGUGCCGGCGUAAUCUCAAUGCAAGACAAUGAAUCGCAAACGAUUGUCCUGGAAAUCUUGCCGCUGAUUGUGGGAUUUCUGCCCCUGCCCAAUAUAAGGCUCUCUAAGUAUUUGCAGGCCAACAAGAACAAAUCUGAAUUGCAUCCGCGCGUUCAGGCCUUCUCGUCUGGUCAGAUCUACAAUUCAACCAAAAGUAUGCAAGUUCACGUGCUGGCUAACAAUAAUACUGACUAAUUUGCAAUAAACACCAG